Triticum urartu is the source of this 2016-nucleotide messenger RNA. RefSeq names its product nucleoporin protein Ndc1-Nup protein. The record is from RefSeq and is a predicted model, not a curated record. Gene Ontology annotation, cellular component: nuclear pore transmembrane ring. Lineage: Eukaryota; Viridiplantae; Streptophyta; Magnoliopsida; Poales; Poaceae. Gene Ontology annotation, biological process: nuclear pore organization. Gene Ontology annotation, molecular function: protein-macromolecule adaptor activity.
AUAAAUUCAAAACCGCCCCCCCCCCCCAACCCCUCGUCCGCCGCCGCCAUGGACAGGGCCCCGCCGCGCGGCGCACCUCGCGACGCCGUCGGCCAGCGGUGGCUCGCCGUCUUCUUCUUCCAGGCCGCGCUCUGGGCCGCCGCCUCCGUACUCCACCUCGCGGUCUCCCCGAGCCGCCGCCACCCUAACCUCGGGGUACCCCCGCCCUUCCUCCUCGGGCUGCACGCGCCCCUCUCCUGCGCCGGCACGGGGCUCCUCGCGCUCGCCUUCCUCAUCUCCGCCUCGCCCCACCCGGGCCCGCCGCCCGUGCCGAAGCUCGCCCUCGCGGCCUCCCUCUUCGCCUCGGCCGGUGCGCUCUGCGUGGCCGCCGCGGCGUCUCUGGUCCCCGAGGACGCCGGAUGGGCUGCCGUCGCUGGGCUGGGAUUCCGCGGCGCUGUGUUGGGCGCGGUGUUCGCCGCUCACUACUUUGGGCGCGGGAGGUGGUUGCUCCAGUUCCCCGUCGUGCAGAGACCUAUGUUCUAUGGAUUAAAGAUGGGGCUUCUACCAUCUAUUAAAAGGGCUCUAAAGAUGUCGCUUCAGGUCUUCUUGCUUUCACUUGUCCUGAUUCUUAUUCUUCCUCGGCAAUUCAGAAUGGGAGGAUCCAUUGGAAGUCAAAUUAUCACCCAAAUCGCUAUUUUUAUAGUGACCACAGGUGUUUCCUUCUGUUGGGAAAUAAGCCAUCAUUUUGUCCAGGUUGUGCACACAAGAAGAUGCAGUUUUACUCCACCUCAGAGUUCUGCUGCUGCAGAGACUAAUCCGACUGAUUAUAUCCUCGAGACUCUGGAACUAAGUAAUCCACGGUCGCUGAUGCAAUAUCUUGCAUUCCAAGAUUUGUGUGCAGUAUCUGAAUGUAACAUCGAACCUUGGCGUCGAGGUGCCUUCUUUGAGGAAUCUGGUGAAACUUACAAAAGAAUUGUGACAGCCUGUUUGAAGCCACUUGAGGAGUUCACUUCAAAAAUUGCUGAAGCACUUGAAGGGUUUACUAGUGAAAGGCCAGAACUAUUGUUACAACAGUCUAAGCUCUAUGGUGCAUUUAGUGAUUCACAGAUAUGCUCAUGGUGUGCUCGGACAUUGGCGACAUUAACUGCACGCUCACGACAAGAGGAUCGCUAUGGAGUUGCUCAACUCACUGGCUGCAAUGCUGCUGUGAUGUCUACUUUGCUGUCUGCUCUAGUUGCGGUUGAAGCAUGUUUAGGGAAGAAAACUAACCCACAACCUGCGCACUCACUGGGUCCAGCAAGCAUUAAGUGGGGUAAUAACUUCUCCACUGCAAGAAAAGGCAAUGUAACUGCCAUCGCAAGCACACAAAGAGGUGGUCUGCACACUAAAGCUCAUUCAAUGGCUGAUGUUUUCCGGACUUCAAUUUAUCAGAUAGUCUCAGCCUUCUUGGAUGACAUGCGGGCAAAUGCAAAAGCUUCGAGUUUGGAGAAGAAUUGGAUCAGUGAAGGAAGAAAACCUAUAUAUGGUUCACGUGCUGUGUUGGUUCAGAAGUUGAGCUUGUUUAUUGAAUACCGAGCUGUCUGAACUCUGUGUGAUGUCUCUCAAAUCGACAGUCUGUUGGGGUGAAGGAAUUUUGUCAUGAACCAAAAUGCUUGUUUGAGUGAAGUUUGGAGCUGCCGACACUACUAUCUCAUCGAGGUUCAGGAAUAUUUGUUUUGGCACUAUGAUCCACUGGCGAGAAAUCAUUUUCCAUUCCCCAUCUUUUGGAGGACAAGAAGGGCCAUGACCUAUUAUUAUUGUGAUUUCUUGCAAAACUAUCUCACUAUUUUUCAAUUGUUGGAAGCAUCACGCUAGUGAAUGGAAAAUUAAGCGCUCAAUUUUGCAUGGUACUCGAGAGGUGUUAGUAUGUUGCUGUAGUAGGGGGAAUGCCGAAAUGUCUUGGGCUAUCAGUCCACUUGAUUGGCUUGUCAGAAUGGCCAUACUUGCACUGUAACUUAUUACGCAGUAGUGCUAGUCAAGAUCGAAUGAUUUUCUUUA